UGCAUGGAGCGAUUAUUUACAUACGACCCCUGGACCUGUCCCUUGUGGCCUCUAUCGUCAUGGUGACCACUCCGUCUCCCACGGCGACUGCUGCGUCUCCCACGGUGACCAUUGCUCCUCCUCUUCCUCUGAGGGUUUACAGCAGGUUUAUUUCAGCUCCAUAACAUCUGAGCACCUGGGGACACGGGCAGAGAUGGUUCUUCUGUGUAAAUCUGCAGUGCUCUGGCUGCUUCUGGUUUGGACAAAGUGGGUAGGUGCAUGUAUUUGCCCCAGUGCCACUGUCCUGUCGCUACCCCCCUCCAUAGCGCCUCCUGGUGGCUGCUGUCUGAACCUCUCUGGCUCUGCUCUGGGACUUUUAAACUGGGCAUGGUUCAGUAAUGUCUCUGGUCUGGAGGUACUGGACUUGUCCUACUGCAACAUCACUCACAUCCACAAGGCGGCUGCAGACAGAGGACCCUCCAGUCUGACCAAACUGUUCCUGAACCACAACACUCUGCUCUCUGUCCCAAAAGACCUCUUGUCCUCUAUGUUUAAUCUGACGGAGCUGGACCUCCAGGGGAACCAACUCUACGACCUGUCCCCAGACCUCCUCCAAGACUCAAACCAGAUCCAAAAACUCAACUUGAAACAAAACAAACUCCACUUCCUCCCAGCGGCCAUUUUAAAGAAGCCCAGUCUGACCACUCUGGACAUAGAGGAUAACCCAUGGGACUGCUCCUGUCAGUUCAUAGAGGAGAUAGAACUGUCCUAUAACGGCAACCGCUCGACUGGUCCGGGUGCACUUGCUAACCUCACCUGUGCGUCUCCGCCUUCUCUGGAUGGGCGGGAGGUGUUAGGUGUGAGUGUGGGAGAGGCGUGCCACCCGACUCGGCUGACCGCGCUCUUCAUCGCCCUCCCGCUCUUCAUCCUCUCCGCCCUGGUCCUCUGCUGGUGUUGUGGGCAGCCCAAGAGCAAGGAGGCACCAACGUUUAACGGCAAGAAGAAAGGCCAUAAUAAUCACAGUAACAGCCACAAAGAGCUUUCCAAACCUCCAACUUCUGAUUUAACCCAGGAUCCCAAAUCUGAGUCUAUUGUCCAAAACCAGCUCUUACUGCGCCCCUCCUCCGCCCUCCUCAGCAGCACCAGGGACAUCUACCAGGAAGUGGAGGGCAGGCUGGGCUCUGUGGACUCCUUACCCAUGGAGGGCUCACUCUGCUCCAGCCUGGGAGAUGGCAGACCAGGCUCCCAGGUGGUGGUGGAGGUGGAUGCAGUGAGCGUGACUGAAGUACUGAGAGAUUCUACAGACAGGGAGAAAGCGUAUCUGACCCAGUCCACGGAGUACUACAGUCUAGUACCCGGGCUGCAACUGGACGAUUCGGACCAUGGAGAGUUUGACAAUGUGGAUUUAACAUGAAAUUACAAGAAUAUAGAGGAAAAGACUGGGAUAGCUUUUUUAUAUAUAUAAAUGCUCUAUUAAAGGUGCGUUGUGUAACUUCUGAUGAUUCCUGCCUAGAAUGUUUCACAAUAUGGCAGACAUUAAGCUUAUCCAUGUUUAUUCUAGUGUUAUCACGAUACCAAAAUUUCAAACUUGAUAUCAAUACUAAGGAAUGGACUCCAUACUCAAUUCCAUAACUAUGAUGAUAAUAAAAAACACUUUUUUAUUUAAACAUUUAAUCAUAGUACUUUUUGUUAUAUUACCAUGUGGUCUUAUAUCCAGGUAGGUUCCACAGAGGUCCAUGUGUGUAUACUAGUCUAUGUGUCUUAUACUUGUUCUGAUACAGCUCAAGAUCAUUCUAAUGUUAUUCAGGAAAGAUGUCUGUGUAGACCCUCAGUCGUCCAGGUCUGAUUCAUAGCAAACAACAAAGUUCAAAUCUGUCAACUGGACAAAUUGUUGUAGGAGUGAAAACGUUUCGCUGCUCAUCCAAGCCGCUUCUUCAGUUCUGAUCAGAUUACUGGUGAAUACCUUAUAUCUAUCUGAGGGGAGGGGCUAACCACACUGAAACUGUAA
Messenger RNA from Periophthalmus magnuspinnatus, 1987 nucleotides. Its product is annotated as leucine-rich repeat and transmembrane domain-containing protein 1. NCBI's taxonomy places the organism in Eukaryota, Metazoa, Chordata, Actinopteri, Gobiiformes, Gobiidae. The transcript is spliced from 6 exons. The record is from RefSeq and is a predicted model, not a curated record. Gene Ontology annotation, molecular function: protein binding. The coding region runs from base 194 to 1393 and encodes 399 amino acids. Gene Ontology annotation, cellular component: extracellular matrix.